Cydia pomonella (codling moth) is the source of this 702-nucleotide messenger RNA. RefSeq names its product probable small nuclear ribonucleoprotein Sm D2 (gene SmD2). Bases 124 to 483 code for a protein of 119 amino acids. The record is from RefSeq and is a predicted model, not a curated record. Gene Ontology annotation, cellular component: catalytic step 2 spliceosome; U4/U6 x U5 tri-snRNP complex; precatalytic spliceosome. Gene Ontology annotation, molecular function: RNA binding. Gene Ontology annotation, biological process: spliceosomal snRNP assembly; RNA splicing. The transcript has 3 exons. Lineage: Eukaryota; Metazoa; Arthropoda; Insecta; Lepidoptera; Tortricidae.
GUUAUCUGUGGCACAACAAAUCGCGCUAUCGAGGAUCGAGGCGAGGCUAUUGUUGCUAAUUUGUGCUUACAUUCUCGCAUUUAUUCUUAUAUUUUUCAACAAAUUUGGAUCCACACUAUCAAAAUGGCAACCACGGCCAAGCCACGCUCGGAGAUGACUUUGGAGGAGUUAGCUAAGAUUGAGGAGGAAGAAUUCAGCACAGGACCUCUGUCCGUGCUAACACAGUCCGUGAAGAACAAUACUCAAGUUCUGAUCAACUGCCGGAACAACAAAAAGUUACUGGGCCGUGUCAAGGCCUUCGACCGGCAUUGUAACAUGGUUCUUGAAAAUGUAAAGGAAAUGUGGACUGAAGUGCCGAGGACUGGUAAAGGAAAGAAGGGUAAAGCUGUUAACAAGGACAAGUUCAUUUCCAAGAUGUUCCUUCGUGGAGACUCUGUCAUUCUGGUUCUAAGGAAUCCUCUCGCCACUGCAGCGGGGAAGUAAACUAAGUUUAAGGUACCAAAGUCAUCUAUUGUCAAAAGUACAGCCACUUACCGAAUAUCAAUAUCUAUCUAAAUGUAAUUAAAAUAUUUGGGAGAAAUUGAAAAAAUUUACACUCCAAUAUAAUUCUGAUCAAUAUUUCUUACCAAUUUUCAUGUGGUUGGCUUGCACUGGAUGCAUUAGAUGUAAUUUUAUAAGUCUCAAUAUAAGGUUUAAAAUGAA